Molecule: messenger RNA, 1266 nt
Organism: Acytostelium subglobosum LB1
Lineage: Eukaryota; Evosea; Eumycetozoa; Acytosteliales; Acytosteliaceae
Exons: 2
Biological process (GO): membrane fusion; autophagosome assembly; Golgi organization
Cellular component (GO): cytosol; nucleus
Molecular function (GO): ubiquitin binding
Source: RefSeq, a predicted model, not a curated record
AUGUCAGAUAAAAAAGAACUUAUUAGUAAUUUUAAAUCAAUUACAAAUGCAUCAGAUCAAGAAUCUGAGUUCUAUCUUGAAAGUCAUGGUUGGGACUUAGAGAGUGCAACAAUGUCAUAUUUCGAAAGCCAAUCUGGUGCACCUCCUCCUGUACAACAACAAACUGCGCCACGUCAACAACCACAAACAACAGCACAGUCACAGCCACAGCAACAGCAAGCUUAUAGCUCUGAACCAUUCAGACAGGUUGGUACUGUUGGUGGUGGUAGCGGUUCCACUCCAAGCAGCAGCAGCAGCGGAGGCAGCAAGCCAGCAGCCUCAAAGCCAAGCGCAGGUAGAGGAGCUAUUCGUUCACUCUCAGACUACAACCAAGAGGAGGAGAAUGAUGACGAGGAUGAGGACGAUGACAAGACACAGAGAUACUUCACUGGCGGUGAGAAGUCUGGUCUGAUGGUCGAGUCUGCACCAAAGCAGAAGAAGGGCGAUGACAACAAGAUGGUCGAGAAGGUAUUUGAGAGCGCCAAGAAGCAGGGCGCAACACCAGAGCCAGAAGCCGCCAAGCCAAAGCCUCAACCUGCAUUUGAGGGAUCGGGAUACGUGCUUGGCAACACCAACGCUGGCGGCGCAAAAGUCGAGUCACCAAAGGAGAAGAAAGACAGCGAGCAGCAGAUGGAGGUAAAGAUCACCUUCUGGCAGCAGGGUUUCACACUGGACGACGGUCCCCUGCGCAGGUUCGAUGAUCCCCAGAACCGCGAGUUCCUGGAGGCCAUCAACCGUGGUGUCGUGCCCAAGGAGCUCGAGGCCAAGGCUCCUCAGCAUCAGUACCAACUGCAAAUCGUGCUCGUUGACAACCGCAAACAGGAAUACGUCGAGCCACCCAAGCCCAAGUACGUCGCCUUCUCAGGAGGCGGCCAGGCCCUGGGCAGUGGAUCGUCCUCGACCAGCACCACCACAACCACGACCUCGUCCUCGUCCAGCACAGCAUCGACCCAGCCUGCAAGCGGAGCAAACAUGAACAUUGAUAUCGACAAGACAAAGCCAACAACAGUGGUCCAGAUUCGUCUGGCCGAUGGCACGCGCCACCAGGUCACUUUCAACGAGACACACACGCUCUCCACACUGAUCAACUACAUCAACAGCAUCAAUGGCAACACUCGUGCCUUUGACCUUCUCUCUGGCUACCCCCAGAGACCCAUCAACUUGGAUCCCAAUCAAACACUCAAGGAUGCCAACCUGCUUGGUGCUCAAGUCACCCAAAAGUUCAAG